Messenger RNA from Cottoperca gobio, 1976 nucleotides. RefSeq names its product NIPA magnesium transporter 2 (gene nipa2). The record is from RefSeq and is a predicted model, not a curated record. Gene Ontology annotation, biological process: magnesium ion transport. The transcript is spliced from 6 exons. Gene Ontology annotation, molecular function: magnesium ion transmembrane transporter activity. Gene Ontology annotation, cellular component: membrane. NCBI's taxonomy places the organism in Eukaryota, Metazoa, Chordata, Actinopteri, Perciformes, Bovichtidae. Bases 376 to 1473 code for a protein of 365 amino acids.
AGGUAAACAGUACACGGAGGGACUUUGUGUCCUGGAAGUGUUUUAUUAUCUGUGGUACUGGACUUCAGCCUGCGGAGGGCUCACAGUUCAGCGGGCACAGCUGCCGUGAUAAGCAGAAGAAGAAGCUCGCAGUGCGGCAGUCGUGAAGCGGAGCUCCUGCUGCCUGAACGUGGACAGCGACGAGAUGGAUAGCCACAGAAGCCGGAAGUAGGCUAGCUACCAGCUAACCUCUAACCAACACUUUGUUCUUGUCGGGGGAAACUCGCAGCCACCUUUCGGACAGGUGUCUGGGCGGGACAGGACUGUACUUUAGGCAAGCAUCUGCACUGUGUGCUCGUAAAUGUGACAGACCACACCAACACAACCGGCCUCACUAUGGGUCAGGACAGGGGGAAGUAUGAUUUCUACGUCGGUCUGGGAUUGGCCGUCAGCUCCAGCAUCUUCAUCGGAGGAAGUUUUAUCCUCAAGAAGAAAGGACUUCUGAGGCUGGCGAGGAAAGGAUCGAUGCGCGCAGGACAGGGGGGUCAUGCAUAUCUGAAAGAAUGGCUUUGGUGGGCUGGUUUACUGUCAAUGGGCGCUGGCGAAGCAGCUAACUUUGCAGCGUACGCGUUUGCUCCUGCGACCCUGGUCACCCCACUUGGAGCCCUCAGUGUGCUCGUCAGCGCGGUGCUGUCGUCGUACUUCCUGACGGAGCGGUUGAACCUGCACGGGAAGCUCGGCUGCCUGCUCAGCAUCCUGGGCUCCACCACCAUGGUGAUUCACGCUCCGCAGGAGGAAGAGAUCAGCAGCCUGGAGCACAUGGCACUGAAGCUGGUCGACCCAGGUUUCUUCCUCUUUGCGACUCUGGUCAUCAUCGUGGCCCUCAUCUUCAUAUUUGUCGUGGGUCCCCGUCACGGUCAGACCAACAUCCUGGUCUACAUCACCAUCUGCUCAGUCAUCGGGGCGCUCUCUGUGUCCUGCGUCAAAGGCCUGGGGAUCGCCAUCAAGGAAGCAAUCGCCGGUAAAAACGUGGUGAGAAACCCGCUGGCGUGGAUCCUGCUCCUGGGUCUGGUGGCCUGUGUGAGCACGCAGAUCAACUACCUGAACAAGGCUCUGGACAUAUUCAACACCUCCCUGGUGACGCCCAUCUACUACGUGUUCUUCACCACGUCCGUGCUCACCUGCUCUGCCAUCCUAUUCAAGGAGUGGGGCCACAUGGGCACGGACGACGUGAUCGGCACCCUCAGUGGCUUCCUCACCAUCAUUGUGGGCAUCUUCCUGCUCCAUGCCUUCAAAGACGUCAGCGUCAGCUUGGCGGCUCUCGCCGUGUCCAUGAGGAAGGACGAGCGGGCCUGUCCCGCGGCCAACGGCACGGCGUCCCACUACGACCUGCUGCAUAACGAGUCCACCGAGGACAUGGAGGACAGAGAGAUGGGUUUGCCUUUUGAAAACGUCUCCAGAAGAAACGGGGCGACGACGUCAUUAGAUCAUUAAAGGAACUCUUGUUUUUCAGCUGCCUACUGACUCACAAGCCGUGGCGUUCGCCGCGGCACGACGACAAUAAGACAAUCAACUGUAACGGGAGGACCAGUGGAUUGUAGUAACGUUUUAAUUUGCCUUACUUUCUCUGAAUAUGCUCCGUCACGUUCAGUUAGUUAGAACUUGAUUUCAUUCCUCUGUAGCGCUGUAAAUAUGAGUUUUUUUAAGAAAGGUUUUGUUAUAUGUACAUGCAUACUCAUGCACUGACUUACUUUCUAUGAAUCAAAAGGUUUUAAUAUAUAUUGUAUAUGAAGUCCUGAAGACAUUAAAGGACACUCACUAUGAUUUGAGGUGACCCUGCAGAGUAACAUCUUUAGUUGGACGUCGUUCUGAACUUUUGUUUUGUAGCGUUUACGUGAGAAGCUCGAGAUGAACCAACAGAUUUGUUACAUAUUUAUUGAAUUAAAAUGAUUAAAACAUUUGAAACACAAGGCACAGUGAAUAAAUGCUUAACAUGA